AUGGAUAGCUGGUGCGAGCUGGAAACGCACUUAAGAACGCACAGUGCCAUUGACAGCACGUACCAAGAAAUGCAAAUCCUGGAAAAAAAACACUGGAAUAAUGUCAUGAAGAGGUUCAUUGCCAUAGUCUGUUACCUUGCAGAACGAAACCUUGCUUUCCGUGGCCACAAUUCCACCCUACAUGAACCAAAUAAUGGGAACUUUCUAGGUCUGGUGGAGCUGCUUGCCGAGUUUGACCCAGAGAUGAGCGAACAUGUCAGACGAGCAGAGAAAAAAGAGAUUGCUGACCACUACGACGUUUUACAUGAGGUGAAUCAUGUCAGCAAGCUGCUUCAGAGCCCACAAGUGGGAAUCGAUGUUCUACGGCGCGAGGUGGAAUAUGUUCUGAAAUUUCUCAAGGAAUACAGAGAGAAUGGCCUUUCAUCCACCCAAACAGAUGCCGGAGACAUAGCUGAAGAGAUAGGGAUGCCAAUGGUCUUUCCUACUGCACGAAUCAGAAAACCAAAACGCCAGUUCCAGUGCGAGUCCCAAAAACACAGCGAUCGUUGGCUGAGGCGCAGGUCUCGCGCUGACACAGGGGGGGGAGCCUGGUGUGGAUUGGCUCGCAACCGAACAACAGAGGUGGAAAAGGGGGUGGCUGGUAAGAACAGCGCAUCGGAAAAGAAGAAGGCUGGAGAGACCAGCGAAUCAGGGAAGAAGAACAUUGGAGAGACCAGCCCUUUGGCUCGUUGGGCUGGGAUCAAGAACACAGUCCGUCUGAGUGUUCGGGAUCUGAAGGAAGGCAACGGUUUCAGUCGGGAGACCUUCAUUCGUAAGCUGCUACUAGACUGCUGUGGCUUCAAAGUGGAAGAUCUUUACUGCGUACAGGAUUUGGCCGGUUACUACGAUGUCACGUUCUGGCAUGCCGCAGGGUGGCAGAAAUCAUGCGAGUGCUUUUCUGAGAAGGGGAGCGAGGCGCCGCUGUCGCUACUAAAGGUGCAACCCCUCUUCGCUGACGCAACGCAGCAAGAGAGAACAGUUAUACAAAUAUUUAAUCCCUAUGUACCGGUGGUCGAUGUCCUCACGUUCCCAGUGCGAUAUGUGGAGAGAGUGGGCAAGUGUGAGAAUGUCAACGACAGUCUGGGAGUGUGGACAAGUAAAAGGCAGCUCAGGGUGAAGCUGAGGGUGGACACCAGCGGCUGUGUCAUCUACCCACCCUCAGUGUUCGCAAUAGGAGGGAACCGGGGCUUCCUGGUUUACGCCGGGCAACCCAAGGUGUACCGCAACUGCGGCAAGGCGGGGCACAUGGCAGCCCAGUGGAAGGCUGUGCUGUGCAGAAACUGCAAGGUGGAGGGACACCUCAACAACGACUGCACGGAGGCCAAGUCCUGCAACCUCUGCGGGCAGGCGGGCCACCUGUACAGGGCCUGUCCGAAACGUGUGGGCGCCUAUGCACAGGCAGCCACUCAGCAAGAAAUCCAAAAGAACCCAAUUAAAAAGAGAAAGACCAACACCCAAUGAACAGAGAAAAAACACGCACCAUACAAACAAUAGUAGCAAGCAACAGCAUUCGGAACCAAAUUGAGUCCAUAGAUCUGGAUCCCCAGACAUGCCCUCUUCCCAUUAUUACCAUCAGGGAGAAGGUACAAGGCCUGAAGAUACAUACUCAAUGUUUUAGGAACAGCUGUUCCACUCUGCCAUCAGAUUUCUGAAUGGACAAUGAACCAAGCCAUGAACACUAUCUCACUAUUUUGCUCUCAUUUUUGUAUUAAUCAUUUAUAUAAGAUAUAUUUUUAAAAAUGUAUUGCACUAUAUUAUUGCUGCAAAACAAAGUUCAUGAUCUACGUCAGUGAUAAUAAACCUGAUUGAUGAGAAAGUAAAAGUGAUAAACAUGAAUUAUGCUGAAGAGGGAUGAUUUUCUUUAUGAUUGACCUAUCUGGAAGAGAAGUUGUUGUGACUCCAGAAAUAAAUGAUAAAAGAUUCAUAGGAAUUGAAAUAAAUAUAGAAAAUGCUGCAAACACUCAGCAUUUAAGCUAGUUGAACAAGUGUACUGGGCAGAAACGAGACAUGGAGUGAUGAGUCAUAGGCCCUUUGGCCAAUCUGUCCAUGCCAACCAACAUGUCUAUUUGAGCUGUUCCCUUUUGCCCGUAUUUGGCUCAUAUCCCUCUAAACAUUCUUAUCCAUGUACCUAUCAAAACGCCUUUCAAACAAUGUAAUUGUACCCACUUCUACAGUCUACAGUUUUCACUGGCAGCUUGUUCCGUAUUCGCACCAUACUCUGUGUGGAAAAAGUAGCCCUUCAAGACCCUUAAAUACAGCGCCUAUGAAAAGUAUUCACCCCACGACUCCCCCCCCCCAGAAGUUUUCAGAUUUUGCUUUACAACAUUGAAUCACAGUAGAUUUAACUUGGCUUUUUUUUUUAAACAUUGUCAACAGAAAAGACUUGAAUCAAGUAAAGGCAUCUGUUAGUCUUGUGAGACCAUGGAUCUGCACCUGGAAAGUCUUCACUCUCCAGGGCGCAGGCCUGGGCAAGGUUGUGUGGAAGACCAGCAGUUGCCAUGCUGCAAGCCUCCCCUCUCCUCGACACCGAUGUUGUCCAAGGGAAGAGCAUUAGGACCCAUACAGCUUUCACCAGUGUUGUCACAGAGCAAUGUGUGAUUAAGUGCCUUGCUCAAGGACACAACACGUUCCCUCGGCUGGGGCUCGAACUCACGACCUUCAGGUUGCUAGUCCAAUGCCGUAACCACUUAGCCAUGUGCCCACUUGAAUCAAAGUGAAAACAGAUUUGUUCAAAUUGGUCUAAAUUUAUUACAUUUACUAAACACAAGAUAAUUGAUUGCAUGAUUACUCCCCCCCCUUCAAGACAGUAUUUAGUAGAUAUACCUUCGGCAACAGUUACAGCCUUGAGUCUGUGUGGAUAUGUCCAUCAGCUUUGCAGAUCUGGACAUCACAAUUUUUCCCCAUUCUUCUUUACAAAGCUGCUCCAGCUCUGUCAGAUUGGAUUGGGAUCAUCAGUGAAUGGCCCUCUUCAAGUCCAGCUACAACUUCUCUAUUGAUUUGAGAUCAGGACUCUGACUUGACUACUCCAGGACAUUAACUUUGUCAGUUUUAAGCCAUUCCUGUGUAGCUUUGGCUUUAUGCUUGGGGUUAUUGUCUUGCUGAAAAACAAAUCUUCUCCCUAACUACAGUUCUCCUGCAGACUGUAUCAGGUUUUCUUCCAGGAUUUUCCUGUAUUUUGCUGCAUUCAUUUUACUCUCUACAUUCACAAGCUUUCCAGAGCCUGCUGUAAUGAAGCAUCCCCACAGUAUGAUGCAGCCACCACCAUGUUUCAUGGUAGGGAUGGUGUGUUUUUGAUGAUGUGCAGUGUUCGGCUUAUGUUAAACAUAACAUUUAGUUAGAUGGCCAAAAAGCUCAAUUUUGGUUCCAUCAGAUGAUAGAACCUUCUUCCAACUAACUUCAGAGUCUCCCACAUGCCUUCUGACCAACACGAGUUGAGACUUCAUGUGAGUUGUUUUUUUCAACAGCAGCUUUCUCUUUGUCACCCUGCCAUAAAGCUGCAAGCGGUGAAGCACCUGGGCAACAGUUGUUGUAUGCACAGUCUCUCCCACCUCAGCCACUGAAGUUUGUAACUCCUCCAGAGUUGUCAUAGAUCUCUUAGUGGCCUCCCUCACCAGUCCCCUUCUUGUACUGUCACUUAGUUUGUACUGUCACUUAGAUCCAGGUGUAUUUUUACUGCAAUCAAUUGAAAUACCUUGACUGCACACAGUUGAUCUCCAUUUCACUAAUUACGUGACUUCUAAAACCAAUUGGCUGCACCAGUGCUGAUUUGCUUUCUCAUAUCAAAGGGGGUGAAUACUUAUGUAAUCAAUUAUUUUGUGUUUAUAUUUUUAAUGAAUUUAGAUCACUUUGUAGAGAUCUGUUUUCACUUUGACAUGAAAAAGUCAUUUUCUGUUGAUCAGUGUCAAUAAAGCCAGACACUGUCACCGUGAUUCAAUGUUGUAAAACAAUAAAACAUGAAAUCUUCCGGGGGAUGGGGCAGUGAAUUCUUUUUAUUGGCACUGUAUUUCCCCUCUCAUCCUAUAUUUUUGCCUUGUAGUUUUAGACCCUUCUAUACCAAUAUAGUGGGGGUGGGGGGAAGGAAUGGAACAUACUACCAUCCACUAAGCCCCUCAUUAUUUUCUAUCCCUCCAUUCGGUCACCUUUUAGCCUCUUACAUUCCAAGGACAAAGGUGACAGCCUAUCCAGCAUCUCCUUACAAAUCAGGUCCUCCAGCCCUGGUAAUACCCUUGAUAAUGCACAAAUAUCGGAAGCUGCAGACAGUUGUAAACUCAUUCAGCUCCAUCAUGCGCACAACCCUCCCUGGCAUCGAGGACAUCUACAGAAGGCCACAUCUCAAAAAGGCGGCAUCCAUCACUGAUGACAUUCACCUUCCGGAACAUGCAUUCUGUUCAUUGCUACCACCAGGAAGGAGAUACAGGAGCCUGAAGAUACAUACAGUACUCAACAUUUUAGGAACAGCUCCUUCCCUUCUACUGUCAGAUUACUGAACAAACCAUGAACCCAUUAUUUCGUUAUUUCUCUUUUGCUUUCUUGCUUUAUGUAUGGCACUUGUCUGCUGCCACAAAACAACACAUUUCAUCAAGCACACCUUCAAAAGAUGAUGCCUCAAGAAGACGGCAUCCAUCAUUAAGGAUCCCCAUCACCCAGGACAUGACCGCUUCUCAUUGCUACCAUCAAGGAGGAGGUACGGGAACCUGAAGACACACACUCAAAGCUUCACAAACAGCUUCGUCCCAUCCACCAUCAGAUUUCUGAAUGAACAAUGAAUCCAUGAACACAACAUCACUCUUCUUUUCCACUUCUUUUUUGCAAUACGUAUUUAAUUUGUUUCCAAUCAUAUUAUAAUUUACAGUAUAUUUUAUUAAGUACUGCUGCCACAAAACAACAAAUUUCACGAUAUAUGCCAGUAAUUCAGAUUCUGAUAUAUGUCAGUGAUUAAAAAAAACAAUUCUGAGCCAGCACCACCAAUCAGAACAUGCUAUGGGAAUCCCGAAAUAAUGGUCUAAGCAAUGAUUCACGAUGGGAAUUCACAAUAUAACAUUACAGCACUUUAGGAAAAUAAUUGCGGUCAUGUUGUCGGGUAAUGUAAUUGGUGGAAAUAUACAUAAUUCACAACCACUAACAUUGAUCAAGGGUUCACUUUAAGAGGCUGGUCUGACAUAAUAUACUGUUACCACGCUUUGUCUUCAGUGGUUGAG
This is a messenger RNA of Mobula hypostoma (lesser devil ray), 5237 nucleotides long. RefSeq names its product zinc finger CCHC domain-containing protein 3-like. Lineage: Eukaryota; Metazoa; Chordata; Chondrichthyes; Myliobatiformes; Myliobatidae. The record is from RefSeq and is a predicted model, not a curated record. The coding region runs from base 1 to 1500 and encodes 499 amino acids. The transcript has 4 exons. Gene Ontology annotation, biological process: activation of innate immune response. Gene Ontology annotation, molecular function: RNA binding; double-stranded DNA binding; zinc ion binding.